This is a messenger RNA of Symsagittifera roscoffensis, 5308 nucleotides long. RefSeq names its product adenylate cyclase type 9-like. Gene Ontology annotation, biological process: intracellular signal transduction; adenylate cyclase-activating G protein-coupled receptor signaling pathway; cyclic nucleotide biosynthetic process. The record is from RefSeq and is a predicted model, not a curated record. Gene Ontology annotation, cellular component: plasma membrane. Lineage: Eukaryota; Metazoa; Xenacoelomorpha; Acoela; Convolutidae. Gene Ontology annotation, molecular function: adenylate cyclase activity. The transcript has 14 exons. The coding region runs from base 1327 to 4797 and encodes 1156 amino acids.
GUAGUUUUAAUAUUAGUAAAAAUACUCACAUUUGUCAUUUUUUUUCGAAAAUUUCUGCUUUGUCCCAUAUUCGAACAAAAAGCUGAAUUAGCUGAAUGUUUUGAAAGAUCGGCUCUUGGUGUGGUGUUUGAGAUAUAUUUGUAGUGAGCGUUUUUGCCUUUUUGAGUUUCUUUGAUAGUAUUUCUUGGGUUUAAAGGAUUUGUGCAGCCUAGGAGACUUAUAUCGAGUUAGUUUCCAAGGUGAAUAUAUAUCAAGUUUUCAGCGAAGGAUUUAUUUUUCGCGACUACGCAAGCAGUUGCAUCGGAACACCAGCGGGGACGGAAAAGAAAGAGGAUACGUCAUUAUUCUACCGACCAGUUUUCAUUUCAUACCAUUUAUGUGUGCAUGGAUUGUUAUGUGGCUGCAAAUGCAUGACUGAAGACAAUAUCUUACAUCGACUAAGUUUUACUUCAAAUACACCACGCAUUAGAUUAACAGAAAGCGUGGUUGGCACUAACAGCAGUUAAGCUAAAGUUCAACACUGAGCACCGCCUCGUCCGUGUUUUGCGGGAAAGGGAUUCAGCGUAUAAUAGUAGCAAUAAUAGCUCACCGACAAGAAUAAAUGGAUAAAAAUUGAAAGAAACGGAGCUUGGUCGAAGUAGGAAGGGAACUGUUAGCUGCAACUGGGCUUGUAAUUCGUCGAGAAUUCUUCGACGGGCUUUUAAUUGUAACUCUAAAUAUACCUUCCUACGUUUCGUCUAAUCCUUUUGCUUUAGCUUAAAUUUAGUUUUCAAUAAGAGUUUAUUUGAUACCAUAAAGAGGCUCUAAUGGUUUCCUUGUUUAAUAUUUAACUCGCUGAUUCGCAGCCAUUCUAAAUAAAUUACGCUGCACCGCAUAAUCCUCAUUUUUGAAAGCAGAUUUAAAAAAUAUAUAAUCGCUAUUGUGCGUUUUCUAUCUUGCCGUUGUUUUCAUUUUUUGCUCCGCCACUUUUUUUAUUAUUAUUUUCCCAAAGGGAACAUUUCUCACCUGCGCGUCUGCUGUAGUUUUUUGAGCGAUUAAUAUCUUUCAUGCGGAUCAUUCAUCACAGAAAUUUUGACACCACAUUGAAGCUAAAAUAUUCAAAACUCUAUUUUUUCACAUUAGAGCUGCAAAUAUUUCAUCCCUAGCAAAACAAUUCAGUUUCUAUUUUAUUCUUCAGAUUUGUAAAUAGAUUGCGUUGGAUUAACUAUCAGCGGCUAUCUUGCUGACAUUUUAUUACAUGACUAGCAGAAGGGACUUGGGAAUUGUGUGAAAUAGACGCAUUAGUUUUACCCUAGACAGAUUACAGUUGUCGGCUGGGAAGUUGCGAUGGACGCCACUGCUGUGGAGUCGACUUCUCCACCAACAAACAAGGAACAAGAUGCUGCAAGUUUGCAACAAGAUUCUCCAGAAGAGACACCCGUACCGAAAGAAGAUGACAAGCUGAUGGAGGAGGACAAGAAGUCCAGCAGAAAAAAUUCGGCAACGGCAGCAGCGAGUGACGUCGAAGUGAAGUUCUCGGCAACCAAUGACAAUGCAGACAUACAAGAGAACGGCAGUUCUGCGGCUGUCCCGAAGCGAGAGAGCACCGAGAGAGGUUCGUUCGAGUCGGCGGCGCAUAACGUGAAGCGAAUUUUAGCACCGAUCAUGUUUGAAGGGGAGAGUGAUCACUCUUUGCUGAGACCCAAAUUCAAAAACCCAAGAAUGGAGACACAAUAUAAGUCCAGCUACUUCAGUGCCGAACUGUUCAGGUUCCGUGCAGCCCUAGUCUAUCUAUCCAUCUACCUAUUGGCCUACAUACUCUACUUCAUGUUCUCGGACUACGGGACUACUGCUUCAGUGGUUACAGCAGCUGUGUUUCUACUAGUCCUGGCAGUUUUCUUCUUUCUUACCUUUCUACCCAUAUGCAACUCGUAUAACUUCCACGUGUACCAUUACGUAAUCGCCACUGUGCUGCUAGUGAUGCCGAUGUGUACUCUGGCGUCGAUCGAGUCGGAGACUCUGAACUCAAUGUACAUUGGAGGUGCUGCGUACCCUGUAUCUUCUCUGUCGGCCAUCUUCCUCAUCUUCAUCCUCCUCUAUGCCGUCAUGUCUAUCCCGGUGAUGCUGGUUUUCUCAGCCGGGUGUCUCUACUCCUUCUGCUUUGAACUAUUCUACUUCUUCAUGUACACUCCACAAAAGGGAGAACCGAGUGGCCGACCGAUGAUUCUGUUCACGCGUCUGUUGCUGCACCUGUGUCUGCACACAUUGGGCGUGCACUUCAGUCACUACUACUCCUCCAGGAAGAGGGAGUUGUUCAACAAGAAGGGCAGGGCUAUUCUGGCCAAUCAGGAGAUAGAGCGGGAGACGGUGGAGAUGAAGAACUUAAUUUACUCUGUCAUGCCCAAAGUGGUGGCUGAACAGAUGAUGGCCAAGGAGGACGCCAGCGAAAAGUCGAAAAUGUUCCGUGACUUGUACGUGGAGGUGUUGGACAACGUGUCCAUUCUCUUCGCGGACAUUGUGGGCUUCACCAACAUGAGUUCUGGCAAGACUGCGGAGGAGUUGCUGGAUCUCUUGAAUGAUCUCUACGGGCGCUUCGACCGACUGGCCGAGGAGACUGGAUGUGAAAAGAUUGCGACUCUCGGAGAUUGUUACUACUGCGUGUCUGGAUGCCCCAGGGAGCGUCCAGACCAUGCGAAGUGUUCGAUCAACAUGGGGCUGGCCAUGAUCCAGGCCAUACACCAGUUUGACAUAGACAGACAGCAGAGUGUGCAGAUGAGGGUGGGCGUGCAUACUGGCAAAGUGAUCUGCGGAGUUGUUGGAGUCAGAAGACACAAAUUCGAUAUCCUGUCGGAUGACGUGUUCAUCGCCAAUGACAUGGAGUCCUCGGGGGAGCCGAGUGCAGUCCACAUCUCCGAGUACACCCGGAUGGCCCUGGACAAGAAUGGAGACGGGGACCAGUUCGUCCUCAAAGAGUUCAAACCAGACGAGGAGAAGAGCUCGAAACUGUCUCGCAAACCAUACAAGAAGACGUAUCUGGUGAGCAAGAAAUUUGGAUCAGAUGACCAGCAAACCAAUACAGGAUCGCCGUCGAAGAAAGCGAAGGAAAGCUGUUCACAACAGGGUGAAUCGAAAACAGAUGCAGAUGGUGUAGACAAGAAAAACUCCGUGGCUGCUUCCACUUCGAUCGCGGUGGCCGGCGCCACAACUGGCGAGAGCUCCACAGAUGACAAACUCACUAAGGGCUCUGAGAAGAAGGAACAGGAUGCCGGAGCUCUAGGAGUCCUCGAGGACAACAGCGAAGAACAACUGAUCAAACUACUGGAGAGGAGAGGCACCAGCAUCCAUAUAUUCACGGACACCCCAAUCAACUUGGCCACUCUGUGGUUCAAAGGCUCCCUCGAAACCGAGUACAAAUUGUUCUUCCGAGAGAAAAUCAUGGACGAAGUCUCGCAUGAACAUCUGAAGUGUACUGCGUUUGUGUAUGACUUACUUCCAACUGCUAUUCUGUACACAGUCGUGGCGUUCUGCUUGAUUGUGAGCAGCGUAGUGCACAAGGAGCCUUUGGCGGUCAGCUUCUACAUAGUUUUGGUGGUGAUCUCAAUACUAGUGUUUCUGAUUCUAGCGUUCCAUCUUAUAUUUGUCUCGAGCGAGAGCCACAGGGAGUCUCUGUCAGUGAUAGUAAGUGGGUGGAUUCCCUGCCAUGUUUCGGGACUGCUCAUGCUGUUUGCACCUAUUGCACUCUUGAUAGCCUACGCCACGUGCUCUUUCGAGCUCUCACCCUACUUCUGCUAUAUUAGCGUUCUUCUCUGGAUCCAUUUUGCUAACUACCCUAGACUAAGCACUCUGGUCAAAGUUCUCGUUCUUCUCAUUUCUACGAUCAUUAUAGCUAUUCCGCUCAAUGUCAACAGUCUCUGCUGCGACGGAAGCUCAAACAGAACCAUAGAAGUGAACGGCACAGAAAUAAACAUCCAACUUCCUCUGUCGGUUUUCUCAGGCCGACAUCCGAUUAGAGUUGAAUUAGUCCUUCAAUACGUGCUUUUGUGUGUGUUUGUUUGGAUGCUCAGUGUAGAUUUCGAAACGAUGAUUCGCGCCAAUUUCCACGCGGAUAUUCAAGAACGUGAUCGUAAAACGGAAAUGGUUCGAAUGAACGAAAAAACGCAGACGAAACUUCAAAAUAUUAUGCCUGCAUAUGUUGUGGACUAUUUCAACGAAACAAACACUAGAGUUUACAGUGCGUCGAGGCAUAAUGUCGGCAUAAUUUUCUUCUUCGUCGAUUUCUGGGCGAGUUACUCGGAGGACUACAAGUCGGGCGCCGAGUACAUUAGACUGCUGAACGAACUGGUCUCGGAUUUCGACGCGUUGCUGGACAAAGACGAAUACAAGUACGUGGAGAAGAUCAAGACAAUCUCGUCGACUUAUAUGGCUGCGAGUAAUUUGAACCCUGCCUACAAUGACGCAGACUGGAAACUGCAGCUGUCUGCUCUCAUGCACUUCAUGCUCGAACUCAAGCAGAAACUCAUAGAGUUCUGCCAAGACAUCCCAGGUCAGGCCACAUAUAUUUCGAAGGGUGGUAUUAACUAUGGACCUGUGACUGCCGGUGUGAUCGGGUCCUCCAAGCUGCACUUCGACAUCUGGGGUGAUGCGGUGAAUGUCUCCAGCAGAAUGUACAGCACGGGAGACAGCAACAUGCUUCAGAUGACAGAGAGAACAAAAAAUGCACUCAUAGAGGCCAAAUGGGAAUCUGAGAAAUUCGUCUACCGGAAGAAAGUUUUCGUCAAGGGCAAAGGCGACAUGGAAACAUAUUACUUCAAGCAUUAAAGCUCAGACGGACGACAGGUUAAUUGGCAGAAUAGAUAAUGAAUCCGCAAUUUUCCAAUCAAGGUUUCAAAUCCCAACUUCAGUAUAUGAAUUUAGAAUGAAUUUUGUAUUUUUAGUUGCUUCUAUUUGCAGAAUUCGUUACAGGUGCGGUUUUGUAAUUAAUAUAAUUCAAUUUGUAGUGGCUUUGUUAUUUCACUCAGCUGCGUUUGUGAAUACCCCUGGCGAUCCUUAGAAUUUACAGCUUAUUGGAGUUUGGCCAUAAGAAAAUCCCAUUUUAUUGGACGACUGGAGCGAUAUGUACCGAAAACUUCUUUGUACUUGAAUUUAGUUAUCUUCUAAUCUAUCCCUAUAUCUAUAACUACUGAAGAAUAAUUUAUACAGAAAAAUCAGGGUUGAAAGAUUGAUGUGGCUACUAAAAUACCUAUAUGUGGUCGAGUUUUGUAAAACAGUAUGAUAACACAAAUAUGAUUGCUUUAAUUAAUAGAUGAAUUAUGAAUUGUAAAUAAAAGUU